Messenger RNA from Camellia sinensis, 1407 nucleotides. NCBI's taxonomy places the organism in Eukaryota, Viridiplantae, Streptophyta, Magnoliopsida, Ericales, Theaceae. The record is from RefSeq and is a predicted model, not a curated record.
AUGAAAAUUAAGUUGGACUUCAAUAAGGCCUAUGACAGAAUUCAGUGGGAUUUUCUCUUAGCAGUAUUGGCAAGGAUGGGUUUUCACUCUAAAUGGAUCCAGUGGAUAAGGGAGUGUGUGACCACAGUCAGGUUUAGAAUUGUUGUCAAUGGGGCUAUUCAAUUAGCUAUAACUCCGUCCCGAGGUUUACGACAAGGGGAUCCUCUUUCACCCUACCUGUUUCUUUUGGUGUCCGAUGUGUUUUCCAAACUUCUCAGCAUUGAAAGUGCUAACUUGCUGGACAUUCUCCGUACAUAUUGUGAGGCUUCGGGCCAAGUUAUCAAUUUUGAUAAAUCCAAUAUUACCUUUGCUUCAAAUGUCCCUCAGAACAUUCAAGAUGAGAUCUGUCAAAAAACUGGAAUUACCAAAGCUUCUUCAACUGUAAGUUAUCUGGGAUUGCCAUCUUCUUGGGGAAGAUCAAAGGCUGAAGCUUAUAGCUAUCUCCUUGAAAAAAUGUUAUCCAAGCUCCAAGGGUGGAAAGCAAAACUUCUCUCUUUAGCUGGUCGCGAAGUCCUUCUUAAGGCUGUUGCCCAAUCUCCCCCAUCGGUUGAGGAUUUGAUUAACAGUCGGAGAGAGUGGAACUUGCCUACUCUAAAUCAAGUCUUAUUGGCAGAAGAGGUAUCUGCAAUCAGGUCUAUCCCUAUUUCAGUGAAAGGGAGAGAAGAUAAUCUCAUCUGGCACAAUGAGGCAAAAGGAAUUUUCUCUGUUAAAUCGGGCUAUCAUUUAAAGGGCCAGGAGAAACGCAAAAGGGCUGCCUAUUGUGCUUCAUCAUCAUUCCAAGUCCCAGAAAAAGGGACUCAAUCCUCUGCAUCUCAACUUUUGGGGCAGUUUGCAUGGUUGGGUUGGUUAAUUUGGAAGGGAAGGAAUGACUAUAUCUUCAACCAUGUUGGGGUAGAACCCUUAUCCACUUUAUUUCGCUUCCAGACGGGCACAGAAGAGUGGCUCCGAGCACAUCCCUUGACACCCUCUUCCAGCCUUCGUUCCACAAGGCCUGAGCUGCUUUUGGAUACUCAACUUGCUUGGCAACCCCCUCCUCCAGGAGUCAUAAAAAUCAACUGUGAUGUCGCAAUGGGAAUAGGCUCUGAUAAGGCUGUGGUGGCAACUGUGUUUAGAAAUUCUCAUGGUCAAAUUUUGGAUGGUUUUACUCAAAAAGUCAACAUCUCAUCUUCCUUCCUAGGGGAAGCAUGGGCCAUUCGAUCGGCUUGUUAUGCGGCUCGCGCCCACAACCUCUCUUCUGUUGAAAUAGAGGGGGAUAACAAAACUAUCAUCUUUCUGUAUGUCUCUGAGACUGAUCCUCCCUGGGAAGUUGCUGCCAUUAUUUAUGAUAUCAGAAGCUUGGCUCGGGAAGGGUCCUUUUUGUUUUCCUAG